This is a messenger RNA of Solanum dulcamara, 2489 nucleotides long. Its product is annotated as calcium-dependent protein kinase 20-like. Gene Ontology annotation, molecular function: calcium/calmodulin-dependent protein kinase activity; calcium ion binding; calcium-dependent protein serine/threonine kinase activity. The record is from RefSeq and is a predicted model, not a curated record. Gene Ontology annotation, cellular component: cytoplasm; nucleus. Gene Ontology annotation, biological process: protein autophosphorylation; peptidyl-serine phosphorylation; intracellular signal transduction. The transcript is spliced from 8 exons. NCBI's taxonomy places the organism in Eukaryota, Viridiplantae, Streptophyta, Magnoliopsida, Solanales, Solanaceae. The coding region runs from base 540 to 2303 and encodes 587 amino acids.
UUGAAUUUCAGAUUCUAAGGAAUCUGAAAUUUAGGGUUCUUCAAUUUAGUGGAUUUUUUUAAUUUUUGGGGGCAAACAAUUAUAGAUUCUUGAAAGGGUUUUUGGGAAUUAAAGAGAAAAAAGAAAGGAUUUUGAUUGGAAGAGAAUUUUUUCUUCUUCUUGAAUUUAGGGUUCUUGAAUAAUUUUUUUGGGGCAAAAGAUUAUAGGUCCUUGAAAGAGAUUUUUUUUGUUAGUAUUAAAUUUUUUGGGGCAAAAGAUUAUAGUUUUUUUUAUUUUUAUUGAAAGAGAAAAAAAUUCUUGAAAUUAGGGUUCUUGAAUUGAGGGGUAGUAUUUAACUUUUUUGGGGCAAAAGAUUAUAGGUUUCUUGAUUUUUUUUUUUUUGGGAAUUAAAGAAAAUGUAAGGAUUUGAUUGAAAGAACAACAACAACAAAUCCAGUAUAGUCCUAAAAGCGUGGUUCAAGGAGGGUAGAGUGUACGUAGAGUCGUAGAGCUUACACUACCUCGAAGAGGUAAAAAGGAUUUGAUUGAAAGAAGAGAGAAUGGGGAAUACAUGUAUAGGACCCAAAUUAGGCAACAAUGGGUUCUUGCAAUCAGUAACAGCAGCUGUUUGGAAAACAAGGCAACCAGAACAUUUGCCUCUCCCAAAUAAAGGUGAUUCAAAUUCCCACAAAACCCAAGAAAAUUCAUCAAUGGGUUCGUCGUCGAAAGCAAAUGACAGUAAUAGAUGUGGUGGUACUCAGAGUAACCCACCCCCACACCUUAAGAUUAGUAGUGGAGAUGAUACUACUGAGUAUGGUGGUGGUAACAAUGAGAAGAACUCAUCAAAUGUUAAUAAUAAGCCAGUGGAGGGUGUGAAACAGAAUAAGCCUAAUCAUGUUAGGCGAGUAUCGAGCAUAGGGCUUAAAAUCGACUCUGUUUUGGGAAGAAAGACUGGAAAUUUGAAGGAGAUUUGUAGCUUAGGGAGGAAGCUUGGACAAGGUCAAUUCGGGACGACGUAUUUAUGUGUGGACAAGGUACAUGGAAAGGAAUUGGCGUGUAAGUCCAUUGCUAAAAGGAAGUUGAAUACUGAGGAGGAUGUGGAGGAUGUAAGAAGGGAGAUUCAGAUUAUGCACCACUUGGCAGGGCAUCCUAGCGUGGUACAAAUAGUAGGGGCUUAUGAGGAUGCUGUUGAAGUACAUGUCGUGAUGGAGCUUUGUGCGGGUGGGGAGCUUUUCGAUAGGAUUUUACAGAGAGGACAUUACAGUGAGAAGAAGGCAGCUGAACUUGCUAGAGUAAUUGUAGGUGUCGUGGAAGCAUGCCAUUCCAUGGGCGUCAUGCAUAGAGACCUAAAACCCGAGAACUUUCUUUUUGUCAAUCAGGAUGAGGAUUCAUCCUUGAAGACAAUUGACUUUGGGUUAUCAGUGUUCUUCAAGCCAGGUGAAAUGUUCACUGAUGUUGUCGGAAGCCCUUAUUAUGUUGCCCCAGAAGUCUUGCGGAAGCAUUAUGGUCAAGAAUGUGAUAUUUGGAGUGCAGGAGUGAUAAUUUAUAUUUUACUAAGUGGAGUUCCCCCCUUCUGGGAAGAGACGGAGCAAGGAAUAUUUGAACAGGUUCUAAAAGGGGAACUUGACUUUGUAUCAGAACCUUGGCCGUCUAUAUCAGAAAGUGCAAAAGAUCUUGUUAGAAAGAUGCUUGUAAGAGAUCCGAAAAAGCGGCUGACAGCCCAUGAAGUCCUUUGUCACCCAUGGGUCCAUGUUGGCGGUGUAGCUCCAGAUAAACCUCUUGAUUCUGCUGUUCUGACCCGUCUCAAUCAAUUUUCUGCAAUGAACAAAUUAAAAAAGAUAGCAGUUAGAGUUAUUGCUGAAAGUCUGUCUGCAGAGGAAAUUGCAGGACUCAAGGAAAUGUUCAAAAUGAUAGAUACCGAUAAUAGUGGAAAUAUUACGUUGGAGGAACUGAAGAAGGGUUUGGAAAGAGUAGGUGCCGAUCUGAAGGAUUCAGAAAUAACUAGUUUAAUGCAAGCUGCAGAUACUGAUAAUAGUGGUACCAUUGACUACGGCGAGUUUAUAGCGGCUAUGCUCCAUCUAAAUAAAAUUCAGAAGGAAGAUCACAUGUAUGCUGCUUUUUCUUAUUUUGAUCAAGAUGGUAGCGGGUACAUCACGAAGGAUGAGCUCCAACAAGCUUGUGAGAAGUUCGGGAUGAGCAAUAUUCCCAUCGAAGAACUUAUGCGUGAAGUUGAUCAAGAUAAUGAUGGACGCAUCGAUUACAAUGAAUUUGUAGCAAUGAUGCAAGACACCAGUUUUGGCGAGAUGGGGAGCAGAAGAAUGUAAGCUUUGGCAAUUUAGAGACGUUAAAAGCCCGAAAAGCCUUUGAUAAAAUCAUACUACGCGUGUACAUCAGCUACGUACUCGUAUUUAUCAUCCCCAUAAGUACAUGAACAAGAGCAACUUUCACUGUAUAUUAUCAUUAUACAUACAUGUAAAGAUUAGUCAGGAAAUUGGAGAGAGGAAGGCUAG